AUGGAACUGCCUAGUCUUCCUGAAAAUCAUUAUGUAUUGGCUUCUAUUUAUAACAAUAUAGCUAGUGCAUAUUAUUCAAUGGGAAAGUUCACAGAUGCGCUGUCUUAUUAUACAAAAGUGCUUCAAAUUGAACAAAAGUCUCUUCCUGCCGAUCAUUCUAUGUUAGCUACUAAUUAUAAUAACAUAGGAUCAGUUCAUAAUUCAAUGGACAAUUACACAUUAGCACAUGAGUUCUAUGAAAAGACACUUGCAAUUCGAGAAAAAACUUUACCCAAUAAUCAUCCGGAUAUGGGUAGUAUCUACAAUAAUAUUGGAUCGAUUUAUUAUUCGUUAGGUGACGAUCAAAUUGCACUUUCAUUCUAUCAAAAAACUCUCCAAAUUCAAGAACAUGCUCUUCAUCCUAAGCAUGUCGAUCUAGCUAUUAGUUAUGGUAAUAUUGGUACAAUUUAUAAUUCAAUGGGAGAUCACCAAAAAGCACUUGAAUAUCAUGACAAAUCGCUUGAACUUCGAAAAGCAUCGCUUCCAUCAAAUCAUCCUAACAUAGCUAUGAGUUACAACAACAUUGAUUCAGUAUAUAAUUCAAUGGAAGAUUAUCAGACUGCAUUAUCAUUUUUUCAAAAAGCACUCGAAAUCCGCGAUACAUCACAUGCAGACCAUCAUAUCGGUUUUGCUACUACUUUUAACAACAUUGGCUCGAUCUAUAAAUCAAUGGGUGAUAAAGUAGCUGCUAAAUUAAAUUAUGCGAAAGCAUUUGAUAUUCGUCAGCAUUUUCUUAGUGAAAAUCAUCCCGAUUUGGCUAAUAGCUAUAAUAAUCUUGAUACAAUUUACAGUUCGAUCGGAGACAAAUGGAUAGAAUUUGAUUAUUAUCAAAAGACACUUGAAAUUCAACAAAAAUGUCUUUCAAAGUAUCAUCCAAGUAUAAUACAAACUUACAAUAAUAUUGGUUUGCUCCGCAGUUCGAUGAACGAUUAUUCGAAAGCAUUAUCAUCGUAUGAAAAAGCACUAUCGAUUCAACAAAACUCGAAGUCCAUGAAGUAG
Molecule: messenger RNA, 1038 nt
Organism: Rotaria sp. Silwood1
Lineage: Eukaryota; Metazoa; Rotifera; Eurotatoria; Philodinida; Philodinidae
Source: the annotation of a GenBank genome assembly